CGAGCAGGGAGCCCGGUCUCCGGUUUUAACGCCCCCGCGGCGGGUACUGCUCGUUAAUGUAACGGGCUACAUGAUUCCUGAAUAAUUUUCGGUUGGAUUUUUAAUUUUUUUUGCACCCCCGUCGAGGUGACGACAGUAUUGUUGGCGAGCCCCUGCCGCUCCUCCUCUUCGCCAUGAUCUCUAAGAUGGCCGCCGUGCUGCCGGAGCAAGGGGAUGCGGCCCAAAACUGAAGGCACGGCGGGAGCAGGAUCAGAGGGUUACAACAUGAAGCCACCACAAGAGGUCACUAUGUCUCCAGGAAACCAUAUAGAAACGGUAGUGAACCAUCAUGAAUCUAACUUAAUAUUACUGCACAGCAACUUGAUUUAAAUGUCUAGAAGAUUAAAGCCUACGCACCAACUUGAAACUCUAUUAAGCCAUUUUAUGAAGAUUAUUUUUACCACUCUAUUAAGAUUUUUUUAAUAUAUAGUUAUAUAUAUAUAUAUAGAUAAAUGAGCUAAAAAGUGGUUCAUAGCACUAUGGCAAGUAAACGGAAAUCCACAACUCCUUGUAUGGUGCUUGCAAGCGAGCACGACCCUGAUCUAGAAAUGAACUCUGAUGCGGAAGAAGGGCCGCCGCAUUUACCGCCAGCAGAAAGCCCGCCACCUGCGAACGCGCCCGAGAGCACAUCGAGUGAAGACGAUGCACUAGAAAUCAACAAUUCAGACAAUCAGCAGAGUAAAACUGUGGAAGGGGGUUACGAAUGUAAAUAUUGUUCUUUUCAGACUCCAGACUUAAAUAAUUUCACGUUCCAUGUGGAUUCUGAACACCCCAAUGUUGUACUUAAUUCUUCCUAUUUUUGUGUGGAGUGUAAUUUUCUCACUAAAAGGUAUGAUUCCCUUUCUGAGCACAACAUGAAGUACCAUCCUGGAGAGGACAAUUUCAAGUUGACUAUGGUUAAGCGCAACAACCAGACAAUUUUUGAACAAACUGUUAAUGAUCUGACUUUUGAUGGCAGUUUUGUCCAGGAAGAAAAUAAAGAAGAGCCCGAGUCCACCUCUCCAGGGAUUUCCAUCAGCAAGACGCCGAUAAUGAAAAUAAUGAAGGAGAAGGCAGAAAAGAAGAGGAUAACGGUUUCCCAAAACGCAGGGGAUGACUGCGUUGAGGAGAACGGCACAAAAACAGAAAGUGACCCAAAGAUAAAACCACAAGAGGAGAAAGAAGUCAGGCCACCCCCAAUUAGUGAACCUGUGAAAGCAACCAGCACGGUUAUAACAAAUACCCAGGAAAUUCCCAGUGCCAUUGUGACUCCUGCUACUGUUUUCCAGCCUGGACUUGCUCAAGUUAUUACGACCGUCCAGGCUCAGCAAAACUGUAACAUGCUUUCCAAAGUCUUAAUACCCAUCAAUAGCAUUCCGACCUAUAAUACUGCAUUGGACAGCAAUCCACUUUUGCUCAAUAUGUACAACAAGUUUCCUUACCCAACAGUUUCCGAGAUCAGUCUUUUAGCUGCUCAAACCAAAUGCACAGAAGAGCAGCUAAAAAUCUGGUUUUCUGCCCAGCGCCUCAAACAUGGUGUUAGUUGGACGCCGGAAGAAGUGGAAGACGCUAGGAGAAAGCAAUUUAACGGUACUGUGCACACUGUGCCCCAAACAAUAACGGUUAUUCCAGCUCACAUUUCUUCAGCUGCUAACGGUUUGCCUUCCAUUUUACAAACGUGCCAAAUAGUUGGCCAGCCGAGCUUGGUCCUCACGCAAGUUGCAGGAACAAAUGCACUACCUCCAAUAGCACUGACGGUAGCUGGGGUACCAAGCAACACACAUCUACAAAAAGCCCAACUUCAGGCUACCCAGCCGGUAGUAGAAGCGAAGCAAGUGGCUGCUGUCCCGGCUCCCCAAAUAACUAAGCAGGAACCAUCUAUCAUGGUUGAUGUUUUUGGAAUGCGUUCAAAAAAGACAAAGGAACAGCUGACUGCUCUGAAAAAUAGCUAUAUCAAAAACCAAUUUCCACACAAUAGUGAAAUCGACAGGCUUAUAAAAAUGACGGGGUUGACUAAAGGUGAAAUUAAGAAAUGGUUCAGCGAUACACGGUAUAACCAAAGGAAUUCGAAGGGGAGUCAUGGCAUCCAUUUAAACAGUGAUGCUAGCGGUGCUAUAAUUAUUGAUUCCAGCGACGAGACUGCAGAGUCUCCUACAAUGGUGACACCGCAACGUAGCAGGCAAACAUGGAAUCCUUUUCCAGAUUUUACUCCGCAGAAAUUCAAGGAAAAGACUAUAGAACAGCUACAUGCUCUUGAAGAGAGUUUUCAAAAAAGCACGGUGCCAUCCGACGAUGAAUUAAACAAAUUAAGGGUUCUUACCAAGCUUACAAGAAGAGAAAUCGAUGCGUGGUUUACAGAAAGGAGGAGAGCCAAGGGUGUGAAGAAUGAAUCGGGAGAUCUUAAUGACUGCAAAGGGGAUGUUGCCGUAAAAGAAGAGAUGGAUGAAAAUUCUUCAGAUGCUGGGACUCUGGACAGCAAGUCUGGUAUAGCCUUUUCUGGAAAACUUGGAAAGAAAACAUCAGACCAGCUGCAAAUACUUAAAAGGGCAUUUAUACAUUCGCAGUGGCCAACGGCAGCUGAAUACGACAAACUGGCAGAGGAGUCGGGUCUUGCAAGGGCUGAAGUAGUCGGGUGGUUUGGAGAUGCUCGGUAUGCAUCUAAACAUAAUAAUUUGAAGUGGCUCUACCAAGAUGACUCCGGUGGCACCCCAACUGUUCUAAAUGGUCAAAGCUUUUCACGAAGAAGGGGUCGUGGGAGACCAAGAGGCAGAGGUAGAGGGAGGCCACGUGGUCGGCCAAAAGGUCCAAGGAGAACAAAUUCCUGGGACAGGACAACAGUGGCAAUAAAACACAAGACUGGGAAAGCGUUGCUCAAAGACUACUAUUUAACACACAAAUUUUUAAAUGAGGAAGACCUUGAUGAGUUGGUUGCCAAAUCUCACAUGGGCUACGAGCAGGUGAGAGAAUGGUUUGCCGAAAGACUCCAAAGAGAGGACGCCGGUUUAGAUCCAUUUGAGGACGAGGAAGAGGAUGAUGGUAUAUUGGAUGAGCCGGAUGAGGAAGAAGAGAACGAAGAUACGGAUGAUAGUGACACUUGGGAACCCCCAAAACAUGUUAAAAGGAAACUUUCAAAAAUGGAGGAUAGAAACUGAAAAACUUAGCUGACUAAAACAAAGUCCAGUUUUACUGUGAAUGGAUUGGACUCCUUUCUUUUUCCUUUUUUUUCUGUUUUAAGAACCACGAGCUCCUUUGGUGACUACGAAUCGACCUUGCGUGGGUGAAGCAGCAGAUUUUCGGUGUUGUGCCAAAGUCGCUACGCUGCAGCCCGGAGGACUUUGCUGUACAUAAAGAAAAAAAAUAUUAUGUGAGCAACACAUAACUUGUAAAAUUCAGAUUUUAAUACAUUUUUACUGAUGUGAAAUUUUUUUUUUGUUAUCUUAUGUCGGCAAGGAGGCUGGAACAGAAGAACAUUCAGUGACCACUAGCAUAGUUUUCUCUUUAUAUUUUUAUGUAGCACCUUUAGGUU
Spea bombifrons (plains spadefoot toad) is the source of this 3544-nucleotide messenger RNA. RefSeq names its product zinc fingers and homeoboxes 1 (gene ZHX1). Gene Ontology annotation, cellular component: nucleus. Gene Ontology annotation, biological process: regulation of transcription by RNA polymerase II. NCBI's taxonomy places the organism in Eukaryota, Metazoa, Chordata, Amphibia, Anura, Pelobatidae. The record is from RefSeq and is a predicted model, not a curated record. The coding region runs from base 519 to 3170 and encodes 883 amino acids. The transcript has 4 exons. Gene Ontology annotation, molecular function: DNA-binding transcription factor activity, RNA polymerase II-specific; DNA binding.